Alosa sapidissima (American shad) is the source of this 8582-nucleotide messenger RNA. RefSeq names its product cGMP-inhibited 3',5'-cyclic phosphodiesterase A-like. NCBI's taxonomy places the organism in Eukaryota, Metazoa, Chordata, Actinopteri, Clupeiformes, Clupeidae. The transcript is spliced from 14 exons. Bases 251 to 3424 code for a protein of 1057 amino acids. Gene Ontology annotation, cellular component: cytosol. Gene Ontology annotation, biological process: positive regulation of oocyte development; oocyte maturation. Gene Ontology annotation, molecular function: 3',5'-cyclic-AMP phosphodiesterase activity. The record is from RefSeq and is a predicted model, not a curated record.
CCCAUUUACCUGGAGUACAACAAAGGAAAUAAGAUGCGUUGGGAUAGGACAUUGAAAUCAAAUUAUUCACAGCACGUGCAUUUAUGUAGGACAUGUGUUCGUUCCGCUAUUACUUACAUGUACAUAAAACGUCCUCUGGAAAUGUCAAGCAUUACAUUACCCAACGCACUGGUGCCGUGAUGGCUUAGCUGUCAUCGUAGCAGCAACGUUUUGAAUUGCUACAGGGUACUUUACUCUGCAAAUCAAUGUAAUGGCAGUGAACUCUGUCAGUCAAAGUGGUGCAUCAGGCACCACUCACGAGAGUAGCUCCAAGGCACCACAUCGCAAUGGAUAUAUGAAAACAUGUGUCGUCUCGCUUCGUCAGGACCCUGAAUGUGGAUUGUGGGAGAGGCUUGUUCUCUAUAAAAUAUGGACUUCCCAAAAGCUCCGCUCUGUGGUGUCUGUGGGGUCGCUUUCGGUUUUUCUCGCUCUGGUUAUUAAAUGUGUUGACUGGGAGACUGAACCUGGUAGUGACAGACCGUCUGCGUCCUUCAUUCAUUUUCUAUCCAGCUGCGCGGGGGAGCUAUUGCUAACUUUGUGGCAUGUUAUCUCGCCCUUUUUUACCCUUGCAUGUGCCUUCUUCUGGGUCGGGCUGUAUCUAAUCCGGUGUGGGAUAUGCAUUAAAACUUAUCUCUUCCUUCUCACCGUGUGCCACUUGGGCGAAGCCGCGGCGCGCUGCUUGUUUGACGGGGCGAAUGGUCAGACGUUCUCCCUUGCGUCUGCCGUGGUGGUGCUCGCCUGCUUGGCAAGCAGCGCACUCAUGGUUCUUAGACUCAAACAGGGGGUCUCCAUCAUCAUUUUCAUCAGCGUCCUCAGGACUAUUUCACUUAUAUCUCUGAACAAAGUACGUGGAGCCUGGAGACCUUACUUGGCAUACCUGGUCGGAGUGCUUGGAAUCUUACUAGCGAGGUAUGCUGACAAGGUAUUUCCGAAAGAAGGGAUUCACAGGGAGGGUUGUACCUCCGUGACUGGGUCGAAGGAAGAGGUCCCUGUAUUUAAAAGGCGAAGGAGGUCCAGCUCUGUAAUAUCCUCAGACAUGGCACACAGUCAGUCCAACAGCAAGUCACACAGGAGGACUUCAUUGCCAUGCUUACAAAGAGACCAGAUUUCCCACUCGGAAUGGGAGCACAAGCGGGGGUCCAGAGGAUCCCAGUCCUCGGGCAGCAGUGUGGCGGUGGACAUCGGCGUGAUGGGGGAGGCCCACGGCAUGAUCACGGACCUGCUCGCCGACCCGUCGCUGCCGGCCAACACCUGCAGCUCGCUGCGGGCCGUCAGCAACCUGCUGAGCACGCAGCUCACCUUCCAGCCACUGCACCGGCCACGCCUGAGUCAGCUGGCCCUGCCCACCCCUGGCGACGCCCACGCCUGCUCCGACUCUGAGGAGGGCACGGAGAAGAGCGAGAAGCUCUCCAUUCCAAAACGCCUGAAGCGUAGUUUACCCCCUGGCCUGCUGCGGAAGAUCUCGUCCACCUGGACCACCACCACUUCGGCCACGGGGCUGCCCACCAUUGAGCCGGCACCAGUACGGCGAGACCGCAGCGCCAGCAUCAAGCCUUACCAUGAACCCCUCAUCUGCAGCUGUGGACGACCCUUCAGUAGACUCAGCCAUGGGGAGGGAUCAACAGACAGGAUACACAGGACAGAUGAUCCAGUGGUGCCGUUGUCUGACUAUGAGAGCAUGGCGGAGGCCAACCACAGUGACAGCAGUGACCAGGGCCACAGCGAGGAGCCGCCCGACGGGGGCCAGAGAGCCACCGACACACCAGACAGCUGCAGGAGUCACCGCUCCCAGAGCCUCAUCCUGCACUCUCUGAUCCCCGCAGAGGACAAGCCCAUCUUGGCUCCGGAGCCUCUGGUGAUGGAGGACCUAGAGUCGCUGAUGAGUCAGAUCAACAACUGGAACUUCCCCAUCUUUAGCAUGGUGGAGAGGACCCAGGGCAAGUGCGGCCGCAUCCUCAGUCAGAUCUCCUACAGGCUGUUCGAGGACACGGGACUCUUUGAGAUCUUCAAGAUUCCGGUACCAGAGUUCAUGAACUACUUCCAUGCCCUGGAGAGUGGCUACAGAGACAUCCCCUACCACAACCGGAUCCAUGCCACAGACGUGCUGCAUGCCGUGUGGUACCUCACCACGCAGCCAGUGCCUGGCCUGCCCAGUCUCCUCCCUGACCACAGCUCUGCCAGCGACUCUGACUCGGACAGCGGCAUCACCCAUAGUCACAUGGGCUACUUGCUGUCUAAGACAUACCCGGCCUCGGAGGAGGGCUACGGGUGCCUGUCGGGCCUCAUCCCCGCACUGGAGCUGAUGGCGCUGUACGUGGCGGCAGCCAUGCACGACUAUGACCACCCCGGCAGGACCAACGCCUUCCUGGUGGCCACCAGCGCCCCCCAGGCUGUGCUGUACAAUGACCGCUCUGUUUUGGAGAACCAUCACGCUGCCGCCGCCUGGAACCUCUUCCUGUCCCACCCUGAGUACAACUUCCUGGGGAACCUCAACCAUGUGGAGUUCAAGCGCUUUCGCUUCCUGGUCAUUGAGGCCAUCCUCGCCACUGACCUGAAGAAGCACUUUGACUUCCUGGCUGAGUUCAAUGCCAAGGUGGGCCAUGAUGUAGGCACAGGUAUCAAUUGGUCCAACGAGAAUGACAGACUCCUGGUUUGCCAAAUGUGCAUCAAGUUAGCUGACAUCAAUGGACCUCUCAAGUGCAAGGACCUUCACCUGCAAUGGACGCAAGGAAUCGUCAAUGAGUUCUACGAACAGGGUGAUGAAGAGUCCAGCCUGGGUCUCCCCAUCAGUCCCUUCAUGGACCGCUCUGCCCCCCAGCUGGCCAAGCUGCAGGAGUCGUUCAUCACGCACAUCGUGGGGCCACUCUGCAGUUCGUACGACUCAGCCGCCCUCAUACCAGGCCACUGGGUGGCGCCCCCAGGAGGUGGAGAGAAGGAGGACGGGGGGGACGGGACAGAGGCCGAGGUUCCGGCCGAGGAGGAGGAGGACAUGGCGGAGGAGGAGGACAUGGCGGAGGAGGAGGAGGAUGACGCUUCGACCACCAGCUCCGAGGCUUCACAGAGCCCGGGCCCCAAGAAGAAGAAGCAGUGUCGGAAGGUGUUUUGCCAGAUCACCCAUCACCUGCUGGAGAACCACGAGAUGUGGAAGAAGGUGAUCGCCGAGGAGGAGCAGAAGGAGGAGGAGGAGCACAGUAAUGACGUGCCGCUCCUCAACAACCCCGCUGAGCCAAUCACCGAGGAGGAGGAGCCCGGAAGCAAGGAGGAGCCCGCCGAGGGGGAGGAGGGCCUCACCAGCCCGGAGGAGGAGGCCGUCGACUCGCCACAGCCAGAGGAGGAGACCGCCGCCGCGGAGGAGGAGGAGCAGUCCGAGGCCCCGGAGGAGUGAGCGGCUCGGGGGAGGCUGCCCCUGUUGGACGUGCCUGUUCAACUUUUACAGAUUCGAUGUGAGAGAGACUUCAACACAUCACUUAAACGAAAGAAGACAAAACACUGUAGAGAGGAGAAAAAAAGAACCAGGGAGAGAGAGAGACAGAGGGAGAGAGAGAGAGGGAGAGAGAGAGAGAGAGGGAGAGAGAGAGAGACAAAACACUGUAGAGAGGGGAGAAGCAUGUGCCUGAAUGAGAAAAAAGAACCAGGGAGAGAGGGGGGGAGUCUCUCUCCUUCGGCUCUCGUCAAAGGCUUUUGGGGGAGCUGUCUUUUGUCAGGCACACUCUCUUCCUCUACUUUUUCUUCUGCGCCUUUCAUAACCAAAGUCAGGCUUCUUGAGACUCUGAGAAUCUGAGUCUGAGUUGGACAUCAUCAUGCCUCAUCUCCCUCUCCCUCCACCAGUGCUCUCUCUCCUGACCAGAACCUGCUGACCGUCCCCCCCCCACCCCCCAAACUCCCCAAAACGACACUUCACAGACUUAUGCAAUUUUUGUAAAAGGGUAAAUUAUUUUGAAAAGCUGCAGCCGAGUGGCCUCCAGGCUGUGGGACCAGGUGAUGAGAAGGGCCAGAGUGGGAUGGGUCAGGGCAGAGGGAGCCUUCUUUUUGGUUCCAUGAUGGGAGCAUGUCUAGUGUGCCCUGAAACCAAAUUGGAUAACGUCAAAGGGAAAACAAAAUUAAAUGUUUGCGCAUUUAGACAACUACAUUAUGGAGGACGGAAAUUCAUUUCAUGUUAUUUUAUGAGCGUGGUUUUUCAGGUUCCUCAGUGCGCUGUCUAGAUUGAUGACCCUCUUGUGCAGCACUGUGAAGUAGACAACGUAGACGAGCACAUACUGACCUUUCGCUUUCACUGUCCAUCUACCAUGAGUCGUUCCAGACAUUUCACCUAACGUUUAACAUUUUAGUAUAAAAUCUGUGUGAAAUUUAUUUUACAUAUAGACCCCAAAAACAUAAAUGAUUCUCAUACGUUUACCUAUGGAUUAUUUUUGAUUAGACCUUUUAUUUUGGGGAGCCACAUUUCUAAGCAGAAGCUUGUCAUGCUGUUAGUAUCCCCUGUAACAUUCCUUCUGAAAUAUUGCAUCGUAAGCUCUUCCGUCUACAGUUUCUCCACUUGUCAGGAGUCCGUCCAUCUUACACUCUGUUGCUACACACACUGAUGUUUCACACGUUUCAUUGAACUAGGCACCCAUUUUUACACUAAUGACUGAAAAACUGGGAUUGUCAGUGGCAUUAUUAGGCAAACAAUAGACAUACAGUACAGUGUGCAAACAGUAGCCCCUGCUCUCAGCAGAGGAGACAACGGCUGGGAAAGUAGAGAAUGCUGAACCCAGAACCGGCAUGGGACAGCGCUUCAGCCAGUUGUGGGAUACGACCAGUCGUGUGACACAGCCAACAGCCAAACCAGUGCAUUUGUUAAGACCCUCACCCCACCAUCCCAAAUCGCUGCUUUAGAGUCCAUGUUCAGUGACGAUUACGAUAUUUUGGGACCCUGUAUUAGGCUAUAAAUAGGCUGGUGGUGAGCCUCUCAAAGCCUUCGCACACUCGCUCUGGAUGUGCUGCUGCUGCUGCUGCUGCAGUCAAACAGCCAUCUCUUUGAUCAAGCACCCUUAUGAUGUGAAUAUUUUAGCACUGUGGCUCCAGUAAUGCAUGUCACUCAUGCUGAGGCUUACGCAAGAAGAGCAGGCUGGCCUCGUUCUGCAACAUCCACAGAGAUCACUGAUGAAGUCAGAGAGGGUGGGAGAGAGUUUACACAGAGGGGAGAGGGAAGAGAGAGGGAGAGAGGGAAGGAGAGAGAGAGGGAGGGACCUCUGCAUUCUUUGUGCUUCUCUUUUUCCACUCAGACGUGUUUUUUAUGAGAAAAUGAAAAUCUUGCUUCUUUAAAUCUCGCUUCUUUACCCUCUAACGAAAGAUGAAGAGAGUCAGUGUUUGUCAGAGAAACAGGUGCCAAAAAUAUGUCUCAGUAGAUUAUUCUGGCUCCAAGCUUAAGCUCCUCAAAUGGGAUAAAAUCAGUCGUGUAGUUUCAGGUGGAAUGAAACGUUAGGAACACGACGUCUUCUUCAUCUUCUGACAGCCUCCUCAAAGGAGACCAGAUCCCACUGAAAGUCACAAGCAGACUGUGACUAUGCACCAGAGACACACAUCAUACUUAAAACAUGAAUGAUGCGCACGUGAUCACAGAACCCCAUAUCUCGGCCUGCGGAAGAGGAGGCCUUGAUGGGCAGCUGGAGGGGCCGUGGCGAUGGGGGUGUUUGUCCUCUGAGAGCCCUUUGUUGGUUCCCUGUGUAGCCCUGCGCUGAUGGAGCGGCUUGGCAGGGGAGAAAUUCGUGGCCCCCUGGGAGAUUUCCAUUUCCAUGCAAAAGGCUUAUUUUCUUAUGACUCACCAGAGCUCUCUUCUUGCCCUCUUUGGGAUGUGUAUUUGGUGCAGUAUUCCGAGGUACAGACUUGCGCAUUCAUCCUUGCAGACACACACACACACACACACACACACUAACAUUAAAAUUAGUUUAUGAUGAGGAAAGCUUACAAGGUUUUAUUAUACCGUAACCAUUUCAUUUUUGGUCAACGAUUCCCAGAACACUGAAACACUAGGGCACAUGAAACUUGAUGGGAAUGUAGCCUGACUAGGCUGAUACAGAAUAGCAGCUUUUGGUCACCAGGGGGCCACCCCUGAAUGCCACCCCCACCCAGAAUGAAUUGUGCCAAUAUCACAAUGGCAGAAGUAUACAAUGCAAAUACAGACAUACAUUUAAGUGUCACGUCUUGUCUUGUCACACACACACAUAUAUACACACACACACACACACACACACUCUCACACUCGUAAUAUAUAGUUGUCCUUGCAUCCAUUGUAAAGGAGCAAGCAAGGAACAUUCUGUCCCCCCAUGCAGUGUCCAGCCUCCCUCCCUCCCUCUCCUCCUCGGCGUGCGUUUUUAACACGCUAACACAGUGUUCUGGAGGGAAAAGACACAGCUCUGGUUUUAGCAUGCCACUGUCAAGCAUCCUCAAGAAUCCUCGUCCUUGUGAGAGAAGAACGUUGAAACAUUUUGAUGAGGGAACGUUGCGUACUUUUCAAGGAUAAGAUGCACAGAUUUAUACAUUCCGCCCAUGAAAUCUUUAGAAGGCAUGAGGAAACCAUCAAAGCUACGCUGUGUUCCCAUUGGCUCUCCCUGACCUCUGCAUUGGCUAUGUUUGCCCAGAGAUGACAGGAAGCACCGGCCUCCUCUCCACUGCACACUCUACGCUGGCAGGGCAUUGGCUACUGGUGGUACUAAGGGGUUUGAAUCAUUUAGUGCCUCACCAUCUUCAUUCAGAAACAUGAAUGAUUCAGCCUCCGUCGCACAACAUUACAUAAGAUCUGUUACAUCCACACAUCUUGGAGCUUCACAUGCAAACCAAAAGCUGUUGUGACAAGUGGGCCUGCAUCAUUAUGUCCCAUGACGAAUGCAUCCCAUUCAAUACGAUUCAGUCUAAAAACGUACUCCUCACCUCACUCACAAUGAACUAUUCAUAUGUUUUGAUUCAGAGAUGGUCUUGUCUGUGGACAAUAGGAUGCAUGCAUUUAUAUUUUAUCCAGUAUAACUGUACUUUUGAACAAUUAUAGGAUAUACAAUGGGAAUUGCUUUCAUUGUGGGAUGGUGAAAUGUUCUACAGUAUCCAUGGCCACUGGCCAGUUCACAGAUGAUGGCUCUGAAUUUCAGCUAUCAUGAUACAAGGAUUUCUCCUGCCCCAGCAACAGGACACGGCAGCACUCACUCACUCAUUCAUUCAAUCCCUGACUUGGAAUGUGUAACAUGCAGACAAACUACACUUUUCUGUCAGUUAAUGAAUGUCAGAUACACCCUUGCUGUUUAGCAUGUGUGUGUGUGUAUGUGUGUAUGUGUGUGUGCAUGUAUGUGGUGUGUAUGUUUUUUGUGUGUUUGUGUGUGUAGGGUUGUGUGUGCGAGUGAAAGCAACGGGACUAUCUGAGUGAGUUUUAUGCUACGGAAGUCCCUGCUCAUUACCGUGUGAGAUCUAUUAGGCUUCUCCAGUGCUUCCCAAUUUAAGCCUCAGGCAAUUCCCACAAGUCUGCAUCCUUUUCUACACACUGUAAUUUAAUGUACAUAUACGCUAGUAGGAUAUGUAAAACAUCUGCUCAUUUCACAUGCCUACAAGAUGGAGAGUUAGUAAUGUAUAGAGAUGAAGUGGAAGGUGGUGGUGGUCGUGUCCACUUCCGUCCUCUCCGGCAUCCACAGAAUGCUGUCCCUCUACCUCUCUCAGGGUGGUCCACUAAAACAUCCAUUCCACAUCAUCUCCAUCCACCUCCACCUGCCUGCAUUUGUUGUGGUUUGUAGAGACAUGGUGCCAUGUUCGGAAAGCAAUCGCCUCAAUCACCUGAUAUUUUAGUAUUCUAAACUACACUUGCAUCUCCCGCGCAGAUUUAAAUUAAUCUAAUAAUUAAUUUUAAUUAAUUUUUUUGGAGGAGGAGCCACCUGUGGAUUCCCUAUUGUUUUUUUUGUUUUUUUUUUGGCCAAGUAAAUUCAUCUUGUUAUCUUUUCUGUGUGUUGUACCACCGGUCUCCUCCUCAUUGGGUUAGACAGCUGUGCUGUCUGAUGCCUUGCCAUGAUCAUUGGCAUGUUCACUAAAUCGCUGAGAGAAACCAAACAAGCUUUACAAUACUGACAGAAAAUGAGACUUGUAUUUUGUAAUUGAUAUAUAGCUGUCACUUCACAAAAUGAUUCUGUUUUUCCCACCAGUAUAUUGCACUUAUGACAUGUAGCAAUACUUCUAAGGGGGGGGGGGGGGGGGGGGGUAUGCACAUCAAAACAUUUUGGUAGGUGAAAAUGAUUCCUUUCUUUGCUGGUUAAUGCUUCAUUUUGUACAAUAUAUAUUUACUGUACAGUCGGGGGGGAUAUGAAAAUAACAACAAAAAAGUCUUUUAGAUAUACAUUAUUUAUUUUUACUGUUUUGUAAUUUAGACACUAUACUGUAGUUCCUAUAUUGCCAGAAUUACUGGAAGUGCCUCUUGGUCAAAUGUAUUAUACAGUAAAUAUGUAUGGAAAUCAUUAGAACUGUUCACAAGCUAAAUUGUGUGGAUGUUGUAAUGUGAAUACAUGGGAUUACACAAUAUACUUUCUGUGGUA